AUUUUUUUAUCUUAAUCUGUUGAUUUACAUAACAUGCCUCGAUGUUAUAAACUGCAUGUCGUCACGUGUAAAGAACAGCCCUAAAUUCUAAUGGCUUUUCAUGCAUAAUUGUUUGCAAGCAAUUUCAGGGUGAGCCGAACUGAAAUAUGUGACAAAGUGGCGGAAAUGCAUGAAAAUGCAUCGGGAUACUCUGGCAGCAUUUUAAUAGGUUGCAGCGCGCCAGCCGACAAGUACAGACAUCAUUCCUCCGCGAGACAAGCGCGUGGACAGACAGCCUUUCCUCUUUAGUUCGCUUUCGCUUUUAUUUUUUCAACAAACACCGGCAUUUUAUUCAGCACAUUAUUAAAGGACCAUGUCCUUCUCUCUUGUUUUGAAAGCCAAGCGUGUAAGUCGGAGAUUUGUGUUCCAGUCUUGAUUAUUUGUCUCGGUUGCUGGAGGUGUUUGUGCAAUUGAAGUGUGUCAUCAUCUGUGCAUUUGUUUCUCUCGUGAACAAGAGCAGAAAGAUGCUCGGGGAUUCAAUCGAGAGAUAAGGCGCCUUUUUCGCAAAGCCAGAGAAAUCUUGGACAUUUUCAAUCAUUUUCUUGUGAUAUCGCACGGUUUUUGGACCUACACUUGGCAUUGCGUUUUUCCUUCUUCUUCUUUUUUGACUCUGAGAGGAAAAUCUCGACCAUCAGCAGUGGGGGAUGCAGAUUUCCUUUGGCUUUUUUCACCUCCACGCACCCCCAACCUUUACAGCUGAGGGAGGAAAAUAAAUACAAAUAUCAAAUACAGUGGAGCAUCCCCCCCUCUUUGAAGGAGCAUCACUGGAGCCAUGGCUGGUCCACAGCUUUGGACCUGGAAACUGCGACGACAGGUGUAGAAGACGACAGAUUUCCUUCGUUUUUUUUCUUUUCUUUUCCAUCGUUUUCUUUGGUUUGGGGGUUUCUCCAUGGUUUGCCUCAAGAAGACUUUCCAGCACUUUUGCAGAAGCUGAGAGAGAUGUCUGAUCUUCUGGUGUUGAUCGAGGGGGUCUCUGACCUGCACGGAUUUCCAUAGCUGAAGAAAAACAGCUGGGACCCAUUAAAGAUCCUUUUCAAGCAUCUCGUUUUGCUUUGCAGGGCCAUCACACAUGUGUGCAUCGGUGGUUUGAUCGCAGUCAUUCAUUUGGCCUUUUUUCCUCCCAUACCCUUUUGUUGGAUUCUUUUGAUUGUUAUUAUUUUUAUCACAUCAGUUUGGAGCAAGGCGGUUGGAUUACUGAAACUGAAUAAACGGAUUUGUGGAAAUGUUGGGUCCUCAAGAAGACAAAUUAUGUGGAAUUGUUUCUGCUCUGGCAGCUUUGUCCUUUGUCUGCUUUGCACAAAGCACCUCCACCGGAAAUACCGGAAUAUCUGUGGCCAAGACGACAGUGGACAAAUUGCUAAAGGGGUAUGACAUCCGUCUCCGGCCUGACUUCGGAGGUCCUCCAGUCAUCGUGGGAAUGAGCAUAAAUAUAGCCAGCAUUGACUCCAUUUCAGAAGUCAACAUGGACUACACCAUCACCAUGUAUUUCCAGCAGAGCUGGAGGGACAAGCGGUUGGCCUACGCUGAGAUGGCUUUGAACCUCACUCUGGACAACCGUGUGGCCGAUCAGUUAUGGCUGCCAGACACCUACUUCCUGAAUGACAAGAAGUCCUUCCUGCACGGCGUGACGGUGAAGAACCGAAUGAUUCGUCUCCACCCAGACGGCACUGUUCUGUAUGGACUGAGAAUAACCACUACAGCAGCUUGCAUGAUGGAUCUGAGACGAUACCCCCUCGAUGAGCAGAACUGCACCCUGGAGAUUGAGAGCUAUGGAUACACAACAGAUGAUAUUGUGUUCUUCUGGCAAGGAGGGGACAGCGCUGUGACAGGUGUGGACAAACUAGAACUGCCUCAGUUCUCCAUUGUGGAGUUACGUCUUGUGUCCAGAGAAGUGAGGUUUACAACAGGUUCAUACCCACGGCUGUCGUUGAGUUUCCGCAUUAAAAGAAACAUUGGCUACUUCAUCUUGCAGACCUACAUGCCCUCCAUCCUGAUCACAAUCUUGUCCUGGGUCUCCUUCUGGAUCAACUACGAUGCCUCUGCUGCUCGUGUGGCCCUGGGUGUAACUACGGUGCUCACUAUGACAACCAUCAACACCCACCUGAGGGAGACCCUCCCAAAGAUCCCCUACGUGAAAGCCAUCGAUGUCUACCUCAUGGGCUGCUUUGUCUUUGUGUUCCUGGCCCUGCUCGAAUAUGCCUUCGUAAACUAUGUGUUCUUUGGACGGGGACCCCAGCAGCAGAAAAAGAUCAACGAGAGGCUGAACAAAGCCAACAACGAACGUCCCCGCUACGAGGAGAAGCGUCUGAGAGAACAGGACUCCAUUUCAGCGCCGUUUCAAAGCAACACCCUCAGGUCAUAUACACAGAGAAGAAAUCUGUAUCUCGAGGAACAAAGAAAAGUCGGGGUGGAUGCUUAUGGAAACAUUCUUCUCACCACUUUGGAAAUGAACAACGAGGUGAUGCCGUCCGACGUCGGGAGCAGCGUCAGUGACUCCCGCAAUUCCGUCAUGUCCUUCGACAGCUCCGGAGUGCAGUUUCGCAAGCCCAUGGCUUCGCGGGACGGGUUCAGCCACCACUCGUUGGACCGCAGCGCCAUGCGCAGUCGCGCCAACUGCCGGCUAAGGAGGCGCUCAUCCAAGCUGAAGCUCAAAAUUCCCAACUUGACGGAUGUUAGCACCAUUGACAAGUGGUCCCGGGUCAUUUUUCCUAUCACUUUUGGAUUCUUCAACCUUAUCUACUGGUUGUAUUACGUGAAUUGAUAUGCGUUCAUCUAGGAAACAUGGGCCAUAUUUUGAGAGCACAUUGAAUUGGCUUUGAUACAAUUGGAAAAUAUGUGUACACAUAUAUGAAAAGUUGAUACAUAUGUAUAUGCAUAUUUCUAUAUAUUAUAUUUCUAUAUACACAUGCGUGUGUAAAAUCUAAAGGACUUUUCUGGUGUAAAAAACGUAUUAUAUAGAAUGACUUGAAUGUUUAAGAAUAACACAAGAGAAACAUUUCAAGUAUUUGAAUUUCUUUUCCUUCUGAAACAAACGACAAACAAACUAACUAACAAACAAACAAACAAACAUCAAUUCCCCAUUCGAGGGUACGGAACAGAAGACUGCAUGAUAUUUUUGCUAAAAGAAAAGAUCGUAAGAUAAAAAGGACACAUCAGAACGUCUCAUCUGCUUUUUAUCAAUACUGUAAUCAGCCUUUCCCAACCGCAGCUCAUGAAAUCAGAAGUGGCUUGUGUGUUUUGGGGGUGGCGUCAAACGAGAAGAACCCCGGAUCUGACCCACCGCUUUCCCCUCCCCAUGGAAUAGACUCACGGAAAUGUCCGUUUCUACACUGUACAGCAACCUCUUUUGGAAUUAUGUGUCAUUCCUUCAUUUUGCAAGCGACAAGCGUUCUCUUUACUGGACCUCAGCUCUGGUCUAUAUGGUUUACAAAGGACGGCUAUCUUGAUUUUAACCAAUGCAUCCUGCCCAGAGUCAGUACGUUUUGGUUUUCUCUCUCUUUCUCUUCCCUUUUUGGCAAUUCUCUUUUCUUUCAAGUUUGGUCUAAAGGUAUAAUCGUAUUUUUGGAGGGCGUCACCCUAACAUGUUCUAGAGGUAGUUCAUUAAUAGAUAAAUAAGCCACUGGUAUGCUUCAUUCAUCUGGAAUUUAAGAAAAUGUAGAAAAAAUAAGAGUAAUUCAUUUAUUCAUUCAUUCAGUAGCCUUAUUGACAUGGUCAGGUAGUAUUAUUGUUCUUUCUUUACUCUUGUUCCUAGUGCAUUUCAUCUGUUCUAUUGAUACAGCAUCUUGUAGAUCUUUGUGUUGUUUGGAGUGAAAGAGGGGGAACCCUUAGUGAGCUGUAACGUCUCUUCAGAACUUGGAUUCGAAGUUAGUCCAUCAACUAUGUGAAAAUGUACAAAACAAGGAAAGAAAAGAUUAUUGUGUAUUAAACAGGGGAUGUGACCACGUUUUUAUCUGUUUCAUGUUUAAGUCGAUCAAUCCGACCAUAGUGUGACCUGAUAUUGUAUAUAUUCCGACAUUGUAGUGAUUCAUCCCGAGAACGAUACGCACCGAUGUUUUAAGUUUCUCUAAAAUGUGCCUGUUUGAAACCUGAAGGAUGUGUCCUCAGUUCAUCAAUCGGUGAAAGAGGGUCGAACGACCCUCGAUCUUUGACCUUUCACUUUAAGCACUGCAGACCCACCCACAGCUCUGAUGUUUUACAUCUUGGGAUUGAAUCUCGCAGAUGAAUUACAUCGGCAUAAUCAGGAAAAAAAGCUUCUGAGUUUUAUCGGGGCAAAAUGACAUGUACUAUAAAAGCCAUGAACUGAAGUGACAACCAAAAAGGCCUAUAAUCCAUUUCUCUUUUUACCAUUUACCUCAGAUUAACCCGACACCACUUUCUUUGGGCUUCGCCUCAUUAUGAUUUACCUCGACAUUUUCUGGGGAGGGUCUUUCACCACGCCACUGUCAUUGAGGUCACCAUUGAGAUCUCAGUCUAUCUGCUGGUCAAUACGACCUCCCUUCCAUCAUACCCAUCGAUUCAUCUACCGUCCAUUUCAUCCACGUAGUCUCUAAAUGUCUCAAUGCUCAGAAUCAGUUAGUUGAGGGGAAAGCGACUCACUGUGAUGUUGGAUCAGUUUUUGAGGAUCUAGAUUAGGGUUUAAUUGCUAGAAAACUGGGCAAGGAGACAUUUAAACAGUAGGUAUGGUCCAGUGGAAGCUUGGGAACAUGAAGCCCUAGACUAUGUUGAGUUGGAUAUUAUUGUGGAGGACAUUCUGAGCAGGCCUCAGACCUCAGAGCUCAAGAUAGUCCUCAGGCUCUCGGUUCACAUCGUACUACACAAGACCUUUCAACGGUGGGACAAUAGUAACCACCAAACCACAGAUCAGUCAUUCAUACAGUAUGAAAGAACAAUGGAAUCAGGGACAACUGACGAUUUAAAAGAUUACGUUACUUGUCAGCAGAUGACUACAGAAGCAUAUUUGAGGGAUUUUCACUUAUUGUGUUUUUAUUAUUAUUAUUAUUAUUAUUAUUGUGAGCACGACCAUAACGCCUGUGCAAGGGAGUCGCUACUCUCACGUGCAAAUAGGAGAAUGCACAGAUAUCAAGUGUAGCAAUUUUAAAGGUACGCGUAAAACUGCACUAAAUGAGGCUGGAGGUCAGACUGCUUUUUGUGAGCAUUGCUCACAAUGUUACCAGUGUUACGGUGGUGCCUUGGCCAGUUAUAACUCCCAGUAGGCAUUGAAUAUGCUGCAACGCUUUGCCAUUGAACGUUCAAAGGCAAAGUUUAGUUUAGCCAAGACAGAACAAUUAGGUAUCUUGGAAUAUUAUAUAACCCAUGUGGGAUAGAUAUGAAUCUAUAAUGUAGACCUGUUAAGCGCCAAUUUCAGUCCACCUCUACUAGUGCAGUAAUUUAGUCUACUUAGCGAUAAUAACAUGACAAUACCCAUCAUGUCAUCAGUUGGUUAAAAGAAAGGCCUUGGAUUUUUUCAGAGACUGGAGAAAACAGUUUGCAUCGCCUUUGACACAAGGGGAUGUCGAUUUAGGCAUGCCUCCUAGGUGGCAUAUGCUUUAUUAAGCGCCAGCUCCUAUUAACUCAUAAGACUGCACAAUAUGACCAUUUAAAGGAUAUCGAUAUAUUUUUCUAUCAGAUAUUUGUGCUCUAUAAAGUUAUCAAUCAGUGUGUAUGUAAGUGCUCUAUUUUUUUCUCUUUGCGCAACUGACAAUAGAGCAAAAUAAGCAUAUACGGUAUAUAGUGAUCAUAACCUGUGGUUCGAUUAGAAAUCCUUAGAAGUAGUUAGUACAAGGUGUUCAUAAAUACAGUAUAUGCACGUACCGUAAUUUACCACCAGUUUGCUCCAUAGCUUGUUUUAGACUACACAAAGUCCCAAACACAUAGCGGCGGCACUGUACAAUUUUACUCUGUUUAAUGUUCACAGGGUACGCUGAAACACUACUGCUCCACCAAGAGUCGAGUUUUUAAUAGAGUAAGGAUUAGCUACAUGCUAAUGCAGUCAUACUGUGCCACUGACACUUGCUGGAUGUCGAAUUCGCUCAAUUUGCUAAAGCGGAUAUUGUGUUGAUCAUAUGUCCAUGUAGCACUCUGUUAGUUCACAGCGAGCUUACACCUAGAAUCGAUUUUUGAUAGGAUUCUGGUUUUUGUGGGCAUUUGUCCCUGCAAGAUUUGCCUUAACAAGAUCACUAAGCAUUUUGUGAAAUAUUUCAGAGCAAUACAAUGCAAACACAUCACAAAGUUUGUGAAAGAGUUAUACUCUUUCAAAUCAAUUCAAGCCUUAAAAUUUGUUUUAGAGCAUUAGGAUUUGAACAUUGGACUUUUGGGGUGCAGUUUAGUUUUUUAGUAGUGCGUACUUGAGAAAAUAGAGUAACCAGUUCGUUUUUGCAGUUUAAUGAUUCCCACUGCUAAAUCUGCUAAAAAUACGUAUGGGUUUGGAAUAAACUUAAAUUUUUCAGACAAUACAGCUAGAACUACCCACACUGUAAAAAUGCAGCAUGAAGUUAAAACAACUUGUUUUGCAAAUCAAUUCAACCUACUAUUUUAAGUUUUCAACCUUGAUUAGUUGAUAUUACUUAUAAUAACAAGUUGAAAUCGUUUAAUAUAAUUUAGUAACAUAAAAAUAUACACAUGAACUCACGGAAAGUCGUGUUAUAGUCACAAAUAUUUUGAUUAAUUUAUUUGUGUCCAUGGCACGAAAUUCAGCUUUUUUUCGCGCCUUGGGCACGAAUGUCUUUUUCUUGUGACUCGCAUAAAUUUCUACGCAUGGUUUUUCGUGUCCGUGGCAUGACUUUCUUUUUCGUGUCAUUUUAUGUAUUGUUUUCUCAUUUUUUCCCCCUAUUUUUAAAUCAUUGUCGUUUGGGCUUGGGGUUAGAUUUGGGGUUUGGGUUAGGAUGUACUUUUAUUUAUUGGUUUCUACAUGUUUUUCUUCUGUUUUUAAAACUAUGCUCGUCUGGAUUUGGGGUUAGAUUAGGGGUUUGGGUUAGGAUGUAUUAAAAUGUAACAGAAAGUGAUUCUAACCCCAACCCAAAGUGACAAUGGUAAAAACAAAGAAGAAAGUCGUGCAAUGGACAUAAUAAACUAUUUAUAGAAAUGCAUGCGAGUAACACAAAAAAGAGCUGAAUUUCGUGCCAUGGACACAAAUAAAUUAAUAAAUUUUUUUGUGACUAUAACACGAUUUUUCCGUGAGAUCAGUCUGGAAUAUAUGUGGAUUUGACAUCAUUUUUUACAGUCAGCCAGCAAUCUUGUGUUUAAAAGGCACCUAAUAGCCGUCCAAACACAGCCCAGAUGUUUAGACUAAAGCAAGGCAAAAUGUGCACUGUAAGCGAAAAUGUAAUAUUCGUCAACAAAAAUAAAUAAAUGAAACCAAACGCCUAAUUAUUAUAUGAAAUAUCAUACAUCUUACAAGUUAUUUAGGCAAAAAUGACAUGUAACCAAAUUCUUGCUGGGUAAAUAUUCCAAUAGUCCAGUAAAAAAAUGAAAUCUUAACUAACCUAACUGCUAAUUUUUUGUCAUUUUCCUGCCUGACCAGUUUGCCAAAUCUGCAACUACUGCUGUACAAACAUAUUGAUAUAUUUUAUAGCUAUAUAGUAUAACUGCAUCUAUGAUCGGGUUGCUGGUUUAAAAAUAUAAUCUUAGCCAUCAGGGUAACCAAACACUCUCAGUAUAGCUCAUAUCUGUGGCAUAUCUGGUGCAUCGUAUGGCAUUUUAAAACGUUUAUGGUUUAAUCAUAGUGUUGGGAUAGAUAGAUAGAUAGAUAAAUUGCAUUAAGACCAAUUUACCAGUUUACAAGGGUCAUUUGGCCAAAAUACUCAGAUAAAUGUAGCAGCAGUGGGCUAAGAGCGUGAUAGUAGUUGACUUUAGGCAGUCCAUAUUAAACUACUGAUCUUUUUAGUUGUUAUUGAAAUUGCGAGUUUAAGUUUGUAUUCUUUGAAAAUACUAAGGCUAUAUUAUGACUGAUUCUGCAUGAUUAGCUUUUGUGUGCUCACGCACCUUCUUGUCGCGCAUCAAAUGAAUUAGUAUGAAUUGAAUUCAUCUCAAAUGUUGUCAGAGUUGUUAUCGGUCCAUCCGAGGAUCUGUCAGACAGGUUUAAGUUGUGUAACAUAUUGCUGCUAGUAAGUCUAUUUGGCCGUUUCUUGCCACCUUAAAAACUGUGUUUGAAAGAAUACAGGGCCUUCAUGCCUACAUCUGACGCUAGUAAUCUUGCACAAUCUCUGAGAAAUAGUGGCUCAGCGGUAGAUACACUAUCAUAACACACACACAUCUAUUGAGAUGAGCGUUGUUUGAAAUACACAACACUGAGAUAUUAACAUUAUGUCAAGGUAGCAUACUCUUCAACACUGAUGGGAUUGUCGGCCUUUUUCGGAGAAUGUGACUCAUGGUAUUAGGAAAGUAUCAUUUAUUUGGCGUCGUUUGUUAGGGGAUAAGAGAUGGAUUUAUUUUGCCUUGCACUGUGUCUCAUGUUGUUUUUUAUGGUUUUUUUUUUGUUAUUUUUGGGAAAAAAGGAGCUUUGCACAACUCAUUUGGGUGGGGCGAGGGGGGGAGAUCUGGCACAACUCAAUGAUGCUAAUGUUUUCUGAUGACAAUGGAGGACAUAAUUAUCUACGCACUUAACACAAAUCACCCCAUAUGCUCACUUCCACAUUUUCAUAUCAUUAACAUAACUCGACAAAUCAACGAAUAGCUUUGACUCGAGUACAUCGGUUUUCGUCUUUUGCUACAUCCACCCACGAAGCAGGAGAUAAAGGAAGUACAAAAACUGUUGAACUGAUUUUAAUGUGAAUUUUUCUUGCCUCUUGUGUAUAUGUGUAAUUACAUGUGAAUUGUAUUGUAAAUAUGAUAUCUUUCACUUAUAUUUCUUAAUGCAUGAACAAAACAGGGCAGUUGCUAAUAACAGCUAGCCUCAAUGCUAUCGGCAUGGACAGCUUUUUGCAGUACAGGCAUAACGAAACCUAUCUCUGAAAAAAAAAGAAAAAGAAGAGGAAAAAAUCACAAAAGAUACCGGUUUUGUUUUGCAUGUCUUACGUUCUUGGAAAGGUUUAUUUUUACCAUUUUUUUUUCCUAUUCUGAAACUGGCCAUUCACGUCGCCCUCACACACAACGAAAAGGUUUUCGGUUUUUCACGAACAGACACUGAAGCAAACACUGUAAACCUUUAAUCAAAUUAAGAAAUUGAAAUAAUAAUACCAUCAUGCUGUAAAGUUACCACAACAGGAGAGCAAUGGAGAAAAAUAUGUAAACGAAUAUGCACAUUUUCAUCCACUAUCCUCUCCUGUGUUUUAUGUAUCACAUACAGUUUAGAGUAGAUAGACACACCUAGAUCCGAGUGGACUAGACCUGCUUACAUCUCGUCGAAACAAAACAGCAAGAGUUCGACUGGCAGACUUCAUUGCUGAUUAUGAAACCUUUACUGAGCAAAUCAGAGUUUGUAAAAAUGUAUGUCCCGCUCAUUUUAAUGUGUUGAAUUCUUUAUUAUUAUUAUUAUUUUAUUUAUUAUUUUGCACUAAGAUGGUGUACACAGCACACACAAGCAGAAUUUCUAACCUGAAGUGUGAGAAUCCUCUUAAAAUUGGCAAAUAUCUCUAGUGUAGGGCAACCACUUCAUAACCGAUUGAUGAGAAUUCAAUCGUUAUUCAGUAAUGUUUGGUUUUAUUUUUUCUAGUUGCCUGUGUUUGUUGUGUUCUUUAAAUGAAUUGUUAAUCUUAUCGUUGAUGUUUUUUCAUAGAAAGGAAAUAUAUUUCUACUUUUCAUCCUGCCCUGAAAGUAAAAUGCAUUCUGUUUGUGUGUUGUACUGGUUUUGUUCACAUAAAGAAUUGGGUUUGAUUCUGUUGAACUGUUGAGGUGUGUUGAAUUUUGAUGAUCCAUUUGGGGGUAUGAUUUGUCUUCAUGAAAUCAACAUUUGUAAAGUAUAAGGUUGUAUUUUCUUCAUUUCCUUUACUUUUCCUUUUCGUUUGUUUUUCGUUUGUUUUGUUUUAAUGCUUUCGUUUCUUUUUGUCAGUGCCAAUUAAUGUAAUGGUGUCGGUCAGCUUUUCUAGGUGUUUGAGCAAAAUGUGUUUUUUACUAAUACAAGAUGUUACAGUAUGUGGUACAAAAAAGGGUUCUAAAUAACCAACUGACUUUUUACAAAUAAAGGCUUAUACAGUAAAAAAAUGACAAUGCAAGUCUUUUAAUUUGCCAUUUGUGGACUAAUGCUUGCAUUGAAACUAAUUAGUCCGCAAAUGGUAAAUCGUAUCUGCUGCAGGUCUUGUACAUUUCUUUUUUUUCUGUUUUUUGAAAGGGCUGCAGGGACAAAAAUGGGGCAAGCUGAGAUUGCGAACAGACGUAAGACCAUAGCAAUGUCUUGUAUGAUCGGUUUGAAUUUGAUUAUUAUCAUGACACAUAAGGAUUUACCUCCAGCCCAACCAUUGGUCCUUAAUA
Paramisgurnus dabryanus is the source of this 10443-nucleotide messenger RNA. It is a transcript of the gene gabrb4, whose product is annotated as gamma-aminobutyric acid type A receptor subunit beta4. Gene Ontology annotation, cellular component: membrane. The record is from RefSeq and is a predicted model, not a curated record. Gene Ontology annotation, molecular function: extracellular ligand-gated monoatomic ion channel activity; GABA-A receptor activity. NCBI's taxonomy places the organism in Eukaryota, Metazoa, Chordata, Actinopteri, Cypriniformes, Cobitidae. Gene Ontology annotation, biological process: monoatomic ion transmembrane transport.